Molecule: messenger RNA, 1968 nt
Organism: Papaver somniferum (opium poppy)
Lineage: Eukaryota; Viridiplantae; Streptophyta; Magnoliopsida; Ranunculales; Papaveraceae
Exons: 3
Coding region: 1-1968 (655 amino acids)
Biological process (GO): DNA integration
Molecular function (GO): RNA-DNA hybrid ribonuclease activity; nucleic acid binding
Source: RefSeq, a predicted model, not a curated record
AUGUUUGUUACGGAUCCACAUGAAAAGCAUGUUUACUUCAUCAGUGAAUCUUUGACGAGGGAGGAAACACGGUACAAGAAAAUUGACAAGAUAGCGCUUGCACUUUUGCAUGCAUCUCGUCGCCUCAAGCCUUAUUUCCAAGGGAGGUAUAUCGUAGUCUACUCAGAAUACCCGCUGAAGAGAAUCCUGGAAUGUGCUGAUGAUUCCAACCAACUAGCCAUCUGGUCAAAUUUUCUGGGGGCAUAUGAAAUCAAGUACGAAACCAGAACUGCAGAGAAAGGACACGCCCUGGCUGCAUUGCUAGCAGAUUUCCCUGUGGACGACAUAAAAACGGUUGCCGGAGAAGAAGAAGAGUUGUUAAAACCCAUAGAGUCAGCCACUGAUCAAACUGGGGUUAGAUGGGAAGAACGUGAAGAUGGUAUAACUGAUUCCAUGAUAGUAGUUAACCAGUUUCUGGGGAACUACAGAGCCAAGGAAGAGAGGAUGGCCCUAUAUUUGGAUCAUAUGAGAGAGAUGGAAAAUGAGUUCGACCAGUUCUCUAUUGGGCAGCGACCGCGGUUGGAAAACAGGCACGCAGAUGCUUUAGCAUAUCUUUCUUCCGCGGUCGAAACUGAUACCACCAGUUUCGUUGUAGUAGAUUUCCAAGAGUUACCUAGCAUCUCCGACAACCACUUUGUUCUGUCUCUCGAACACGCUAGUGGGAGCGAGAGGGCAGCUACACCAGCACAGGGAGAUACCGAGAACAUCAACAACAAUAUGCAUGUUGACAGUCCAGUGAUAGAUGAUUCAGACAAUCCUGCUGAAAACGCCUCAGACUGGCGUCAUCCUUAUAUCCGGUAUUUAACAACCAGUAAACUACCAGAAGAUGAGAAACUUGCUUCAAAGGUAAAAAACAAUGCAUGGAGAUAUUCAAUGAUCGAGGGACUGUUAUACCGCAAACCUGUAGCUUUGGAGCCAUUUUUGCAAUGCAUAUCAGCCGAAGAAGGUCAACAGAUAUUGGUGAAGGCUCAUGAAGGAAUAUGUGACAACCAUUCUGGAGGGCACAGUCUAGCGCACAUGAUACUUACUCAAGGGUAUUUCUGGUCAUACAUGCAGAAAGAUGCUAAAGAAUACGCGUUGAAAUACAUCGUCGGACCACUCCCCAAAGCUCCUGGAGGAGUGAAAUUCGUACUAGCCGCUACUGAUUAUUUCACCAAAUGGAUCGAAGCAGUGGCAUUGGUACAUGUUACCAGAAAUGAUGUGAAAAGGUUCAUAUGGGAGAAUAUCGUAUGCAGAUUUGGAAUCCCAAGCGAGUUAGUAUCAGACAAUGGGAAGCAGUUCGAUUCUGGGGUGAUCAAAGAUUUCUGCAAGAACCUGAAUAUUCGCAAAAAUUUCUCAUCUCCUUAUUAUACUCAGAGCAACAGGCAGGCGGAAGCAACCAAUCGUGUUAUUAUGGAAAAUCUCAAGAAAAUGCUGGAGAAAACGAAAGGAAAAUGGACAAAAGAAUUACCUGGAGUCUUAUGGUCCUAUCAAACGACCCCGAAAAGGUCAACUGGAUUUUCCCCAUUUACACUGGCUUAUGGGACAGAGGCAGUCAUACCUACUGAGGUACAUCUCAAGACUACCAAAACUCGCGCUGUCAAAUCUGGGACAAAUGACAACAUACUAGCUUUGGAUAUAAAGUUGCUAGAAGAACAAAGAGAAAUAUCCUUACAGCAGUUGAUCCGAUACCAGCAGGCAAUCAAGCUGAGCUAUGAUCGUAAAGUCGGAGAACAGUCAUUCAAACCAAGGGAAUAUGUCUUGAAGAAAACCCGAGAAGCCACAAUGGAACCGAACUGUGGAAAGCUCGGAGGAAACUGGGAAGGUCCAUACAUAGUGGACAGGCCAGCGUCUCGUGGUUCAUACUACCUAAGGAAUCUCGAUGGUUCUCAACAUUCAAAACCAUGGAAACCAUGGAAUUCGUUCCACUUGAAGAAGUUUUAUCAUUAA